Messenger RNA from Cylicocyclus nassatus, 555 nucleotides. NCBI's taxonomy places the organism in Eukaryota, Metazoa, Nematoda, Chromadorea, Rhabditida, Strongylidae. The record is from the annotation of a GenBank genome assembly.
AUGACAAGGGGGCAGAAGUUGCCUGAAAAUGUUCGCAAGGUGGGGACCGCAGUCCAUUUUGAGAGCAAUGAACUGGACGAAAUCAGAAAGAAGAUUCAGGCAACAAAACGUCAUCAUUCUCUUUUGAUCUCUCAUGCCAUAUCGACAUUGUUCCAUUUGAUAUCGUCAAUUCUACUCUACCUCUCUUGGCAUUCAGCCAAUUUGACUUGCGGAGAGACGUCGGUCUUUCUAACCAAUUUACAAGUCGUACUCGUUGCUAUCUACGGAGUCACUACCAUUAUCAAGAUACUAAUUUUGAUCAAGCAUUUCUUGCAUAUACGAAUCGCCGCCAAGUACAUCACAGUGAUAACCACAAUCAUAGCAGGAAAGCAAUUUAUACUAGCUAUAAUUUCUGAAGUAUUUCUGGAAGCUUCAACUAUGGUACCGAGUAGUGGAUGCUCUGAAAUUAGAGGAACGCUACCCGUGAUAGCAUGUCGAAUAUUCUACCUUCUUUCGAUAGUGAUCAAUGCAUUCUUUUUCGCCAUGUCAGCGAAAAUGCAUCCUGCUGAGAAUUAG